Anneissia japonica is the source of this 3925-nucleotide messenger RNA. RefSeq names its product zinc finger protein 532-like. The coding region runs from base 188 to 2944 and encodes 918 amino acids. The record is from RefSeq and is a predicted model, not a curated record. The transcript is spliced from 3 exons. Lineage: Eukaryota; Metazoa; Echinodermata; Crinoidea; Comatulida; Comatulidae.
UCAUUGCUGGUGUUUCCAGCGUCUCACAUGUACGCGGCCAUGUUUCGUAUUAUUUAUUGUUAUUGAAUGACGGGAACGAUAUGAUGCAUGAUGGGAAUAUUACAAUGCAUGACGGUCCACUAUCGGAUGUCGAGGAGGUUGAUUCAUACUUCUGUAGAUAAAAAAUUUAUGCAAAUUCCUUCAGACGAUGGAAACAGAGAAGCCAAAUAAGGUUGCGUCUAGUAACCCAAACUCAUCUCACAAUGAGCUGCGCGAAGGAUAUGAUAUCCAAGACAAAAAAAUGGAUAAUGAGGAAGGAAGUUUAAAAAUAAAACCCAGCCCCAGUUCAGAGAAGAAUUUGAAUGCCAAAGAAAUCAAAGUUGAGGAAGGCAUCAAAGGUAAUUCAGGAAACCCUGGGAGUAGUGAAGUAAAUAUAAAGUCAAACGUGAAGGCACCUGAUACUGAUGCCAGAAAUGUAAAGAAUAGUCUAUCCAACAAUGUGAUAGGACAACUUCAGACCGUAGCAACCACAACUACUUUACCAGUUUCAAUUGCUGUUGCACCAUUGCUAAAUAGGAAACCAACCCAGGGACAAUUUGCUGCUGCUUCAGCAGUGCCUGCCAUUAAUUCUUUAAAAAAGUCACCAGAAGUAGGUGCUUCUGCAUCUCAGGCAUUAGCGCUCCUUUCGGAACAAGUAAGCGUAGUGAAGACCACCAGCACUGUCAGUGCUGUUCAAGCCGUGCCCACUUCAACGAAAACCUCCACAACAAUUGCGCCACGAAAUACAAAGGGCCGCAAAUUGAACUACAAGUUCAUAAGCACAACUGGUCAAAAGGCAUCAAGUAGUAUCUGUACCACAGUAAUCUCACAAGACCACGUAAAUAUCAGUGGAUUUGAAUCUAGUACUCAAAUACAUUCUGUCAACGGUGGCUUGUCAAAUCUGUUUAAGUCUGGACGGAAGCAUGUUGCGAAGGUCAUGCCAGACUGCUUCGCUGACAAACUUGAGGGAAGUCCAUAUAGGUGUUUAGGUUGUGGUGACUCAUAUACCUUCCAAUCAAGUCUAAACAUGCAUGUCAGUAGACGUAGUAGCCUAAUCAAGUACAAGUGUCCAUUCUGCAACCUCACAAAACACUUCUUCAAUAAGUGCAGCUUGUUCAUCCAUGCACGAGAACAUGCAAGAGUCACUAAGAAAUCUUUUGAGUUGCGUGCUAAUCUUGCAUCCUUGUCAUUGUUACCCUCUCAACAAGCCAACCAUUUUGGUAACCAGGGAAGUACUGAUGCGGAGGAUGGUAUUGCAAUUCCAGGUCAGGGGUUGGUGGUGACAACAGAAGUUAAUAAAACACAGCCUACCAAAGAAUCAGAAACAGGCAGCAGUAAAACUGGAGAAAAAGUUGUAAUUUCUGAGCCUCAAGAAUAUUUCAAAGAAGGAAAGAAAGCAUGCCUCAUUUGUAUGGAAAAAUUUUCAUCACGUGUCUCUAAAGCUGCUCACUUUAAGAGAGAAACAAAGAGAGUGGUAUGUCAGAAUUGUGAUCAGAUUUUAAUUAACCCUUGUAUGGCAGAGUUACACAAGAACUACCAUCAACACAAGGAACCAUUGCAGUGUCCAGACUGUGGACUUGUGUCUGAUACAGAAAAAGGAGCAUACCAGCACAUUCAACAAUUUUGUUUUCACAUGUCACGAAAGAUCUUAGUUCGCUGUUCAGUCUGCAACAUCUAUGUAUCAAGCUUUAAGGUUUACCAGAACCAUCUCUUAGACCGACAUGCGGAAAGUUUUUUCAAGUGUGUUGAAUGCCAACUGGCAUACAGGUCUGUAGAAAGCUUAAAGUGUCACACUGUGGUGGAACACAGAAACAACAGGAAUUCAAGUAUGUGUAACAUAAUAUUAAAAUGUCCGUUAUGCGAAACAGUGUUCGGCAACAAGAAACAACUUACCUUGCACAUUAACACCAUCCACACUUAUUCCGAUUUGAGUGAAACUAAACUUGUGCAUGAGUGUGCUCAUUGUGGAAAACUCUUUCAGCAAUUGACCUCGCUCGAAAGUCACAUGCUUGUAACUCAUAAGAACUGUGCUGAUCAUUUCCAUUGUGAAUUCUGUAAUCGUGCCAUUCAGAAUUUUAGUGAACUUGCGCCACACAAGAAACAUUGUAGUAUGAAGCUCCAUAGCAAGUUCAAGAACCCUGAAGAUAUCAAUGUGUUGAUUUCAAAAGAUGGAGACAAUAACAUGAAAGUACAGGCGGGAGAAAAACCGGAAGCCCUGAAUCCAGUCAGCAGAAAAAUGCAUGACAUACAUAAAUGUUUGCACUGUUCAAAAAGUGGAAGAACUCUGUUGUUCAGAUCUAAACAAGACCUUGAUACACAUUGCUUGCUCACACAUAAAGAAACAAUUGCGAAAAGCAGCAGUGUUGACACUGCAAGCACAAGUACCGUGCCAACAUUGACUGUAGCUGGCAGUGAUGAACGUAAAAGAAAUGCAGACACUGCAGAUGAUGCUGCUCCAAUUAAAAAAUUAAAAAUCAUCCUUCCACGGAAAGAUUUCAAUUGCGCCCUUUGUGAUUUCACAUGCCCGGCUCGAGAAGACUUCAAAAGUCAUCUCUUGGAGAAACACGAUGCUAAUGGUGCCCUCCAAUGCCAAGAAUGUGGCUUAUCAUUUCGAGCUGUUCUGUCACUCAAGAUGCAUCUCCGUGCCGUACAUAAGAUAUAUGCUUUGAAUCAGUAUCUGGACCAACAAGAUACCAGUGUAAAGGAAAUUGUAUGCAGUGAGGAGAAAACUGACAAGAAGACAAAGGUUAAGGCAGCACCUGUUGGUCAAAUCUUUAAGAGAUUUGAUAGUAACUCAAUGGAAUGUCAAGUGUGUUACAAGGUGUUUGAUACGGAGACAAAUCUGAGAACACACAUGCGUAAUCAUGGCAUGGCCUUCAUUAAAUCAAAACGAAGCAUGUCAUUGGACAGUAAAGAUGGGAAAUAAUAAAGAUUUAUUACCAUUUAAAUUAACUGAAUAAUUAUUGCAUUAAUAAUUGAUGUCGCAUAAAGCAAGAGAUUAGCAAUUAUUUUUCUAUUAAUUUAUUAUUGAAUUCUAAUAGCUGUUUAUAAUUUGAAUAUAGGUGUUUAGACUCAAUUUUAGACUUUGACAAAACACUGCAUGUCUAUACAUCAUAAACCUUUUGGCUUUGUUAAAUGCUUUAUUACUAUUGACGUAGGUCUAAUAUCAAUGAUUUUAUGCUGUACACUUUGUCAAUGUAUUUUGAUGGCUCUAAAAGCUUAGAAUUUUGGACAUUUUUCUCAAUGUUAUAUUUGUAUAUUUCAUUUUGUGAUUACAUUAAUGUAUUAGAUUAAUUUUACUGAUGUAAAAUAAGGCCAAAAACGUGUGUUGCCGAAGCCUGAAAAUUAGGGUCUGUUUUUGUUUUACAUAAAUAUUUUAUUUUUACGAUGGAGCCAAAAUUUCCUGUAUUUGUAUGGAUCGAAAGGCCACAUUUUGAGAUUUAAUAAAAUGGAUAUCUAGGCCACUUAUUUUAUCUAUGUUAACAUUCUACCAACCAAAAUGCAUGGGGAUAAUUUUUGGUUGGCAGUGAACCCCAGAUUUCAAAUUUAACCAUGGUUGACUGGCCAACCCUGAUUUUCAAGUCACUGGGCAUGGGCGGCGGACAAUUUUUUGUUUGGCUAAUCAUAUUAACAAGUGUAUACCAGCAUUAAAGUGGUAGAAUAGUUUUUAAAAUAAUGUUUAGAUUAUAGUCAAUGGGUGAUCAAAAUUUACUAAGAGUGACUACAUAUAAUUUGUUUUUGUACCAGUUAAUUUAUAAUGGGGUGUGGUAUACUUUCUUGAUAAACUUGAUAUUUUCAACGGUGAUGCACAUUGUACAGCAUGUCCUUUUAGAUCACAAAGAAAUGUCUUGUACAUACUAAUUAUUAUUAUUAUUAAUAAACUGUUGAAAUUGAUACUGAUUAAAAA